Poeciliopsis prolifica (blackstripe livebearer) is the source of this 4096-nucleotide messenger RNA. Its product is annotated as VPS10 domain-containing receptor SorCS1-like. Gene Ontology annotation, cellular component: Golgi apparatus; membrane. Gene Ontology annotation, biological process: post-Golgi vesicle-mediated transport. Gene Ontology annotation, molecular function: protein binding. NCBI's taxonomy places the organism in Eukaryota, Metazoa, Chordata, Actinopteri, Cyprinodontiformes, Poeciliidae. The record is from RefSeq and is a predicted model, not a curated record.
GAGUUUUAAUGAAGCUCGACCAAAUGGUGGGAAACAGACAGACAGACGCAACAUUGUUCUCCGUCUCGGAGUGAUGCAGCUCCUCCCUCUGCGGGGGCUUCAUUUCAUCAAAUCCUUCAACUUGGACCACUUCGGCUCAGUCGCACUUUGGACUCCACCGCAUUUGGCUCCAGCGCCGCAACUUGCAGCAUUUGUUUCUCCUCCACAUCGAGCUCAGAACCUCCCGGACAGGCAGGAAGACUCCCAGCAUCCGCUGCAUCCUGUUCUGCCCCCAGCGAUGGAGACGGAGGUCAGGUUCUGCCCAAAGUGGCACGGCGCGCUCCGGUUCGGGCUCUUCCUCCUCCUGUCCGGCUUGCUAGGCGUCGCCGAAGCUGAGAUAACCUGCAGGUCAUGCCGGGACGGGAAUAUGUGGUACGGCGCGCAGGAAUUACUGCUGAGGGUGGAAACAAGUGGUCCCGCUGCCGGGCCAGUGGGGGAAGUUUUGGGGAGCGGAGACCGGACCGGGAGGGUCCCCUGCGAGCCGGGCCCCGCAGGAUGCGCUCCAGACCGGAGGCAGCCGAAGCGGGAGCGGAUUACAGGCAGCGGGAAAGUUUCCCAACACAGGGACGGUGUUGGUUCGACUCCACGGCGCUCCAGGAGGGACAGCGGCGGGGAUGCAGUCAGCUCAGCCCCGGCAGAGGGAGCGGCGGCGGCGGCAGCGGCGGCCGGGCGCAGAGCGGCGCGCUGGAGCGGCAAGGAGCGCAGAGCGGCGGGCGCGCGGCAGGAGGAGUUAAAGCUCAACAGCUCCACGUUCGCCCUGACCGGAGACUCAUCCCACAACCAGGCCAUGGUGCACUGGUCCGGCCACAACAGCAGCGUGAUUCUGAUGCUAACCAAACUCUUUGACUUCAACCUCAACAGUGUGACUGAGAGUUCAUUAUGGAGGUCAACUGACUAUGGUGCAACAUACCAGAAGCUGAACGACAAAGUGGGAGCGAAGACGAUCCUCAGCUACCUGUAUGUGAGCCCCAACAACAAGAGGAAGAUCAUGCUGCUGACGGACCCGGAGAUAGAGAGCAGCCUUCUGAUCAGCUCUGAUGAAGGAGCCACAUACCAGAAGUACCGACUGAACUUCUACAUCCUGAGCCUCCUGUUUCACCCCGAACAGGAGGACUGGAUCCUGGCGUACAGCCACGACCAAAAGCUCUACAGUUCUGUUGAGUUUGGAAGACGAUGGCAGCUGGUGCACGAGAAAGUGGCUCCUAAUCGUUUCUACUGGUCCAAGAUGGGUUUGGACAAAGAGCCGGGCUUAAUUCACCUGGAAACCAGCAUCUCUGAAGGACAGGCGCUGUACGUCACCUGCAAGCUGCAGAACUGCACAGACGCCAACAAGGGCAAACCGUUCCCCGGAUACAUUGACCCCAAUUCCCUGGUGGUGCAGGAUGAGUAUGUGUUUGUCCAGGUGUCCACUGCAGGGAGGCCGGUCUACUACGUUUCUGCAAAACGAGACGUCUUUACCCCGAUGAAGCUGCCAAAGUACACCCUGCCCAAGGAGCUGCAUGUGAUCAGUACAGAUGAAAACCGCGUGGUGGCUGCUGUGCAGGAGUGGAACCAGAAUGAAACCUACAACCUGUACGUGUCGGACACUUCGGGCGUCUACUACACUCUGGCUCUGGAGAAUGUGGUCAGCAGCAUGGGCCUGGAGGGCAACGUCAUGGUGGACCUCUACGAGGUGGCAGGAAUAAAGGGCAUGUUCCUCGCCAACAAAAAGACGGAUAACCAAAUAAAGACGUACAUCACUUUUAACCGCGGCAGAGACUGGAGGUUGCUGCAGGCUCCGAGCAGAGACCUGAGAAGCAACAGCAUCCACUGCGUUCUGCCAUACUGCUCAUUACAUCUCCAUCUCCACGUGUCUGCCAACCCCUACACAUCUGGAAACAUCGCCAGCAGGGAGUCGGCGCCGGGGAUCAUCGUCGCCUCAGGCUCCAUCGGUUCAGAACUGACCACCAGCAAUGUGAGUGCGUUCAUCACCUCUGAUGCAGGAAACACGUGGAGACAGAUCUUUGAUGAAGAGUACGCCGUGCUUUAUCUCGACCAAGGUGGAGCCUUGGUGGCAAUAAGACACACUCCACUUCCCAUCCGACACCUAUGGUUGAGCUUCGAUGAAGGACGGCAGUGGAGCAAGUACAGCUUCUCCAACACGCCUCUGUUUGUGGACGGGGUGCUGGGCGAGCCGGGCGAGGAGACGCUCAUCAUGACGAUCUUUGGGCACUUCAGUCAUCGCUCUGAGUGGCAGCUGGUGAAAAUAGACUUCAGGUCCAUCUUCAACAGGAGAUGCACGGAGGCGGACUACCAGACGUGGCACCUGCACAACCAGGGCGAGCCGUGUCUGAUGGGCGUGAAGAGAAUCUACCGGAAGCUGAAGCCGACCUCCAGGUGCGUCAUGGGAAAGACGUACUCCGUGGCGAUGACCUCGGCUCCCUGCGACUGCACGGAGGCGGACUUCGAGUGCGAUUAUGGCUUUGAGAGGCGGACUGAUGGGAAGUGCAGCCCGGCCUUCUGGUUCCAUCCGUCCUCCAUGUCCCGCAGCUGCACCACCGGAAUGACUUUCCUCAACAGCACCGGCUACAGGAAGGUGGUGUCCAAUAACUGCACAGCUGGAGUGAUAGCAGAGUACACGGCCCGGCAGCAGCCCUGCCCCGUCCAGGCUCCCAAAGGCCUCCACCUGGUCACCAGCGAGGGCCGGCUGGCCGCCACGCUGGGCGCCAACGUCACCUUCCUGGUUUUCCUGGAGGAGGGAGACGGAGCGAGGACCAGCAUCACGCUGGACUUUGGAGAUGGUCACGCUCUGACCUACUCCAACGUGAGCUCCAUCGAGGACGGCAUCAAGCACAUCUACAAAUCCGUGGGAAUCUACCGGGUGACGGCCACCGGGGAGAACAGCCUCGGUUCUGAGACCGCCACGCUCUUCCUGCACGUCACAUGUCAGCUGGAGCAUAUCCAUCUCUCUGCUCCCUUUGUGGCCGUGAGGAACAAGGAAGUGAACCUGACCGCCGUUCUGCAUCCCAGCCAAGUGGGAACGGUCACCUACAUCUGGUGGAUCGGAAAUAACACGGAGCCUGUUAUCACCCUGGAGGGAAGCGUGGCGUGCACGUUCUCCAGGGAGGGGAUCAAUACUGUCACGUUGCAGGUGUCUGCUGGGAGCACCAUCCUGCAGGACAGGAAAACUAUCGCUGUCCACGAAUAUUUCCGAUCCCACCUGCUGGCCUUCUCCUCCAACCUGGACGAACACAACCCGGACGUGGCUGAGUGGCGGCAGGAUGUGAGCCGGGUGAUCCGGAACGCUCUGAUCCAGGCGACAGGCGUACGGGAGGACCUGCUCCUGGUCACCGUCCUGCCAGGUUUACCAACAGCAGCCGAGUUUUUCCUGCUGCCUGACAAGCAGCUCACCGAGGGGAAAGCAGAGAAGAGCUCGGCUCAUUUAGAUCAGCUCUCUGACCUCCUGCUGAACGCCUUGAAUCAGAACCUGGUCCAGUUCACGCUGCGGCCGGGGGUCCAGGUCACCGUGUACGCCGCUCACCUGUCGGCAGCGCCCCUGGUGGACACCAGCGAGAACCACAGUGGCUCUGCCAUGCUAAUGCUGCUCUCUGUAGUGGUUGCGGGUUUAGCUGUGUUUGUCAUCUACAAAUUUAAGAGGAAGAUCCCAGGCUUCAACGUCUAUGCGCAGAUGCAGAACGACAAAGAGCCAGAAAUGAUGAGUCCAGCCAAUCCCUCAGAGGCCACGCCCAGCUCACCGCAGGACUUGGUUCCUUCUCUGGAGAUUCUGGACACCGAGUUGAACUCGCGGCCCAUCGGAUGUGUGAAACCUCAUGUACAUGUGAAAUUCUCCACAGAACUCCCCACAUACAUCGUCUGAACUCUGGACUGGAUCCGUUCCUCCAGCUCCCAUCAUGGAUUUGAUCUCACUUUUGUUUUGAUUUUGCGUUUGGAUCCCGAUGGUUUGGAGCUUUACACCUGUGCAUGUUGGAGCCGGAUGAUGCAAACUGAGCUCUGCCGAAAGCAGGAGACGCUGUGUACAGGUUUUCAUUUUUCCCGUUUCCCCUUCGUGUUUUGAAGG